Messenger RNA from Archocentrus centrarchus (flier cichlid), 1589 nucleotides. It is a transcript of the gene lrrc38a, whose product is annotated as leucine rich repeat containing 38a. Gene Ontology annotation, cellular component: voltage-gated potassium channel complex. The record is from RefSeq and is a predicted model, not a curated record. Bases 139 to 1014 code for a protein of 291 amino acids. Lineage: Eukaryota; Metazoa; Chordata; Actinopteri; Cichliformes; Cichlidae. Gene Ontology annotation, molecular function: voltage-gated potassium channel activity; transmembrane transporter binding; potassium channel activator activity. The transcript has 3 exons.
AACCAACAGUGUCUCACCUUUCCUUCCCCUUUCCCUUCUGUGGUCAUAACCUGUUUAUCCGUUUGCCUCUCUGAUGCCACAUUAACCUCCUGUCAAUACCCCUUGACCCCCUGUCUCCUGAUUAAUGCCCCUUUGACAAUGUUACCAUGCAUUAACUGGCUGAAGCCUUUCCUUGCCUUGAUCUCUUCCACCUUGCUCACACGAGGCCAGAAUUGUCCAACCAGCUGUUUGUGCCCUGACCACCAUACUGUGAACUGCUCUGGCCAAGGUCUAACUGGAGUGCCAGAUUCCAUCCCUCUGGACGUUCGCCGUCUCCUGCUCUCCAACAACUGGAUUCCAUGGAUCCCUUCUGACUUCCUGGUCCUUUACACAGAUCUGGUGUAUUUGGACCUAAGGAAUAACUCCCUCUCCCAGCUGGAGCCGGGGACCUUGAGCACCUCCUCUAGAUUAGUCUUCUUGGAUUUGGGAAGGAAUAACCUGACUGAAAUCCCCUCAGGAACGUUUGGGGAAUCAAGGAGUCUGAUUAAACUGCGUCUAGGGGACAACCCCUAUCUAACUAUGGUGGGCAGAGACGUUUUUACAGGGCUGACUUCUUUGAGGGAAUUGGAGCUAGAGAGGAAUGGUCUCACAGGGCUGGAUGUCCGGGUCCUGGAACCUCUGCCCUCCCUUCAGAUGGUGCGUUUGGAGGGCAACCCCUGGCUUUGCAACUGCCACUUUGCCAAAUUGUUUGUUUGGCUGACAAAGAACCAGCAUAAGCUCCCAACGGGUAUGGAAGGGAUAGAGUGCUCCCUGCCUCAGGAUGGGCGGCGGCUUGCUCUGAGUUUACUUUCUGAAGACAGUUUCAGAGAAUGUCAUGGAACUCUCACCCUCACUGACUACCUCAUCGUCAUUUUCUCUGGCAUCUCUGUUUCUGUAGCAGCCAUCAUGACCAGCUUUUUCCUCGCUUCCACAGUCCACUGCUUCCAGCGCCUUAGCAAAGUCAGUAAAGGAGAUGAGGAGGAAGGAAAUGACUGAUGGUCAGAGGAAAAGGGGAAAUGGAUUACAUAAAAGCAAGUGUUUUAUACAAAACUCUUACUGAGAGCACAUUGGUAUCCAAUAAGAAAGCUCAACAAAACUGAGAACAAGGUGGAGGAGGUGAAAAUGCUGAGAUAAAUAAUUCUGGCAACAAAUCAACCUUUUACUGUGUAAAAACCUAUUUUAUUUUUGUUAGGAACAAAGGAGCUGUACUAUUGCACAGUGAUGACACCAUUCCUCUCAUUAAUACUGAGAUGUUAAGUUGGUCAUAGUUGGAGACGUGUGCACUGAAAAGCACUGGAACUGUAAGAAAUCAGGGAUCUUCCAGCACCGUAAAUAAAAUGCAAUCAUCCAAAAUUUCUGAUGACUAUAUUGCAAGGAGGAAGCAGUCACAGAUGAAGCUGACACCACCUUUGCUGUCAGUGCGGUUUUCAGGAAUAUGUGAAAUAAGUGCAGCCUCUUAAUGCAUAGCAAGGUGAAAGAGUCAGUCCAGUGGAAUUCCUGACUACAGCCUUGAGAUCCAAAUUUGUCAUGGCAACCCUGAUGAUAAAAGGUCUCACUCUCUAUGACGUUUG